AGCAUUUCUAAUGAUUUUCUAUUUUAGACUUUAGUUCUCCUUUAAUAUAUACCCAGAUAAGAAAACAGAGAUCCAUGUUACUAUUUGGCUCCAGGACAUGGUAUUUAAACUCACAUACAUGUAGCAGAACUUCACUCUCGGAGACAGCUCGUGUAUUCUAUUGCCUAUCCCUGAAUAUAGAUAGCUGCCUAUUAUACAGUAUUUAAUACCUAACUUGAAUUGGUUUAACAUGUAACUCAUUUGAUGUGACGUUGUUGCUUCUGAAUGUAAGUAGUGUUUGGUGAAGAAAUUACUUUUACUUUCACAUUUGAUCCUUAUAAAACAUCCAUCUCCAUCAGCUCAGUGAUUAUUCACCUCGGGGCACAGACAGGGAGUCAGGUCACCGGGAAGGAAAAUGAAUACAAUCCCUGAGCUGACUUGUUAUAUUAAUAACUACAGCCUUAAUGACUGUCCCACUCCCAAGGGCAACCAGGGCUACGACCGGGUCCUCCUCCAGCUCUUUGGGUUCUUGGGACACGGCAAAUCCUCCUUCAUCAACACCUGCAAGUACGUCUUGGAAGAUGGCGACUACCAGAACUAUACAGACUCCAAAAAAUCAGAAGGCGGCGACACUAAAACCAGAGUAACGUAUCCGCUGACCGACACCCUGACGCUGGUGGACAACCGCGGCUGCUCAGUGAUGAACGAUUAUGAGACAGCGGAAGUAUUUGCUCAGCUUGCCAAUUUAUUGCCCCUGGAUCAGGGAGUGGAGUGGAGCAGAGGAUUUGGACUCGCAGAAAGAAUUGUGGAGGCUGAGAAAUUUGUAAAAUCAUCUGACUUUAUAUUCCCUAUUUUUGUCUACAGUGUAACGAAAAACAUUUCUGAUGAAGAAAUUCCAGAGAUCAAAAUGUUGCUUGAAACAGCCAGAGACCUGACAGAGAUCUUUCCUGUUGUGGUUCUGACCCAUAAGACCUGUGGGAAUCUGAGAGAAAUGAAGGACACGUUUGAAAACAUAGGGGCGGAGCGAGUCUUUGCCCUUGAUAAUUUCACCCCAGAAGAUUGCAUCAAAACCAGAGGGAGGCACGAGGAGGUGCUGAAGUUCUUCUGCGAAAUUAUCAAAGAUAUAGAGUUUCGCUUGGAGAGAAUGGGGGAUCCAGAGAAAAAGAGACAAGAAAGGAAGAAAAAAUUACUCAAGUUCAUUCAUGAGCGGGAAAUUAAAAAGGGAGAGGAGGAGCUGGAACUGCAGAAAAUGAAGGAACAAAGGAUGAAGAGAGAAAUGGAGGAAAUGCAAAGAAAGAUACAGGAGCAGAAUAAGGGUUGCAAUGUAUCCUAAACCCAAUGACUUUUUCUUCCAAUUAAGAAUGAGUUCACACUACAUACUUUUUUUUUUCCAUUUUAUAAAAAUGUUUAUUGGGGAUUUUAGAACAUAUACAGAGAUAAAUACUUUUUUUCCAACAAACUUGUAACAACAUGGUCUUACUAAAUAAACUGGUUUUUGCCAAA
Xenopus tropicalis (tropical clawed frog) is the source of this 1482-nucleotide messenger RNA. RefSeq lists its product as uncharacterized. The transcript is spliced from 4 exons. Lineage: Eukaryota; Metazoa; Chordata; Amphibia; Anura; Pipidae. The record is from RefSeq and is a predicted model, not a curated record. The coding region runs from base 395 to 1312 and encodes 305 amino acids.